Molecule: messenger RNA, 699 nt
Organism: Pochonia chlamydosporia 170
Lineage: Eukaryota; Fungi; Ascomycota; Sordariomycetes; Hypocreales; Clavicipitaceae
Product: extracellular protein
Exons: 1
Coding region: 1-699 (232 amino acids)
Source: RefSeq, a predicted model, not a curated record
AUGAAGGUUUCUCAAGUUCUAGGCGCUUCCCUAACGAUGGCCGUCUGUGCUGUAGCGCAUAUGGAAAUGAAGAACCCCCCUCCGUUUCGUUCCAGCUAUAACCCGUACACGGGCAACGACAUUGACUAUGAUAUGACUUCGCCGCUCAGCUCAGACGGCAGCGACUUUCCCUGCAAAGGCUAUGCUAAGUUGUUGGGUACUCCCAAAGGCAAGCCAGUUGCAACUUGGUCACCAGGAGGUACCUACUCUAUGACUAUUACCGGAAACACGCCUCACAACGGUGGAAGUUGUCAAGCUUCGGUAUCAUACGAUCGCGGAAGUUCUUGGAAGGUCAUCCGCUCGUGGAUUGGCAACUGUCCGGUUAGAGGUGACUCAAGCUACAGCUUCACUCUACCUAGCGAUCUGCCCGCGGGUAAUAUGCUGUUUGGAUGGUCUUGGUUUAACAACGAGGGCAAUCGUGAAAUGUAUAUGAAUUGUGCCGCUAUUACGGUUAAGGCGGGUGCCAGAAAAGUCAGACGCGGUGCUGGGGACUCUUACAGCAGUCGUCCAGCCAUGUUUGUUGCCAACGUUGGUAAUGGCGUUUGCACUUACGAAGGCACUGACGUUGAUUUCCCUCAGCCUGGCCCCGACCCAAUCCGCCGUUCAAGCAGACCCCAUGCACCGGGUAACAAUGGUUGCGGAAAUUGGGGUGGUGAUUAG